Molecule: messenger RNA, 930 nt
Organism: Guyanagaster necrorhizus
Lineage: Eukaryota; Fungi; Basidiomycota; Agaricomycetes; Agaricales; Physalacriaceae
Exons: 5
Coding region: 61-930 (289 amino acids)
Source: RefSeq, a predicted model, not a curated record
UAUGACAUCAGCGAAACCUAGGCUGCUCUCAACAAAAUCCAGCGCUUCCUAUUCGCUACUAUGAAAGCCUCAGCUUGUUCCGUGUUCCUAGCCUUGGGUCUCCAAGAUUAUUCUGGCUCCUACCUUGACUGUCCUACUCAGGUCUUCGAUACAGCACCCCUUCUGAACAUUACUGUCCCAAUGGUGUCCACCCAAGAGCAAAUUCGGUCUGCUAUAGUUGUGUUCGAGUCUGCCGCUCAGGGUACCAAGCCCGCCGACCUGUUUGAGAUGCAGAGCUGGAUGAUGGGUGGUGCUCACGUCAGUCUUGGCUAUGGGUUGCUCAGUCUCUAUCAACAAGCGGAAAACAUUCAGCCCCAGGAUAUUCAAGACUUUGUAGGAUAUUCGCUUCAAUGGGUAGCUGCAAUGGAAGAGCAUCAUGACCACGAAGAGAGGUUCUACUUUCCCCUGUUCCCUUCUAAAUUCGCCUCUACCUCUGGAACAGCCAUUCAUGACGAGCAUAUAUCUUUUGCUACUAAUCUUCAGUCUAUGCACGAUUACCUUGUUUCCUGUCUGCCUAACGGUGCAACCUAUGGAUACGGCUCGGUUGCCGGGGAGCAUGAACAACAGGAGUUUGACGGCAAGAAACUGAAGGAGAUAGUGGACGGUAUGAUAGAGAAUUGGUGCAAGCAUAUGACAAACGAGCUAACUUAUCUCUCCCCGUCAAACCUCCGCGAGUCUGGUUUGACUGAAGACGAACUGAAGAAGAUUGGGGCUGAGACGGCAGUGCAUAUGAAAUCUCAGCCUAAAACAACAUUUGGUGUCUAUGUUGUGAUCCAUACGCCAACCUCGUUAAGCUUCCCGCCUAUGCCUGGUUUCGUCAAGAAUUAUAUUAUCCCUUAUCUUUUGUACCUGCCCUACCGUCGUUUGUGGAGGUUUGCGCCGAAGCUUUAA